AGCAACCUAGAGCCCUGGCUGUGGGGGGUGGGGUGGGGGCUGACUCACUUGGCCCCCUCCCUGGUGCCGAUGGGGCAGGCCCCACACCCCUGGGCGCUGGCACGGAAUCAGGUCCCACAGUUGGAAAGAAGGGAAAUGCGGCUCUACUGUGCCUGACCCGAGACCGCUGAGGAUGCACCCCGAGCUCAGGGACCGCUUGGUCCCGGGGCCGCCAGGAGAUGUGUAGGCAGCGACCCCCAACAGCAGGCUCACUCCGGCGGCCGCCUGCUAGGGCCACCCUGGCCACGGGCCCGCCGGGACGCCCCUGCAAGCCGCGCCCCUCCCCGGGCCGAGGCUCUUCCCCGGAGCAUCACAGUAUUUCCUUCCUGCACCUUUAAGAAGACCGUUGCUCCGUGGUGGGAUGGUGUGUUAAAGCCACACAGAGGAAGUUACGCAGCCCGGAUCAGACCGGGAGAUAAAAGCCCCGAUGGUGACCGUGAGUGAUGGCAAGAGGAUUUAGCCUCAGCAUUAACUUGGAGCGGAGUGCAGGGGGGCGGUGAGGCGCCCCGCCAUCUGGCCGGCGCCGCGCCAGGGGAAUGCUCGGGCGCCUGGACCAGCAGCGACGAAGCCCACCCGGGCCAGGGACUGAGUGGGGCGCGCGUGCGGGUCCUCCCCUGGCUUCCCAGGGGCCCCCAAAAGUUUUCACUUGUUAGCAGCGAUCUCCCACUCGGCUCAGGGGGCGAUGCGGGCGGCGCGCUUGACCCCCUCCCCUGGCCCGCGUCUCCCGGACGGCUGCGGGCAGGCCCCCUGCCGGCCCCAGGGCUCCCCAGCCCCGAUCUGACGGCGGCCACCGUAGCGGCGGCGCGGGGCAGGAGUCCCCGGCUCUUAGCCCUGCGGCCCGGGAGGCCACCCAGUGCCCGCCAGAGGGUGGCGGUCUCCGACCUCUCGGGGCUCGCUCCGGGAAGCUGCUCCGAGCCGGGGUGUUGCUGCUAAUGAACCCAGUCUCUCUCUUCUCCCUUUACAAUGGAAGCCUAAGCCCAGGUACCUGGAUGGAGCUGGAGCCGAAGUCUCAGGAAUUUCCCAAUAAGUGGCCAAUGGCUACUAGCCAAGGCUGGAGGGCUGCUAUGCGGUCGUGUUGAGCGCAUCACAUAUUAAGGGCCCUUUAAAGACCUGGAUUGAUUGGAAGGACAAAAAUUAAAAGCAAUCCGAUCCAGCCCCAUGCCAGAUCCCUUCGGAUUGCCUCCUUAUCCCAUUUCCAUCCACUGUCACAAUUUGAGAGUCUGCCUGAUUUGAUCAGCUUCACCUCCAGGGGAGGUGUAAUGCCAAGGUUAGGAGGACGCCAAGUUCCAGGCAACUUUUUGAUCUGCCCAUCAGCAGCCUGAGAAACGCUGGCUCUGGAUUUUCCGUAUCGGCCAUUUGGAAAACACAAGCUCCCACCGUUGGCAAACCCACAGUGCUCAAGUCUAUGAUACGUCCCCGCCGCCGUUGCCUGGUAGAUGUGGCAUUUCCAUGCUGAAGCCCCAAGUCCCCCCUGACCCCACCAGCACCUCUCCAGUGCCCCUCUGGGCCCCACCCAGUCUGACUGCGCAGCCAUGCUGCACCUGCUGGCCCUCUUCCUGCACUGCCUUCCGAUGGCCUCUGGGGACUAUGACAUCUGCAAAUCCUGGGUGACCACCGAUGAGGGCCCCUCCUGGGAGUUCUAUGCCUGCCAGCCCAAAGUGAUGCGCCUGAAGGAUUAUGUCAAGGUGAAAGUGGAGCCCUCGGGCAUCACGUGUGGAGACCCCCCUGAAAGGUUCUGCUCCCACGAAAAUCCCUACCUGUGCAGUAACGAGUGCGAUGCCUCCAACCCCGACCUGGCCCACCCACCCCGGCUUAUGUUUGACAGGGAAGAUGAGGGACUGGCCACCUACUGGCAAAGUGUCACGUGGAGUCGCUACCCCAGUCCCCUGGAGGCCAACAUCACCCUCUCGUGGAACAAGAGCGUGGAGCUGACAGAUGACGUGGUGAUGACUUUUGAGUAUGGCCGGCCCACGGCCAUGGUCCUCGAGAAGUCCCUGGACAAUGGCCGCACCUGGCAGCCUUACCAGUUCUAUGCAGAGGACUGUAUGGAGGCCUUUGGCAUGUCCGCCCGCCGGGCCCGAGACAUGUCACCCUCUAGCGCCCACCGGGUGCUCUGCACGGAGGAGUACUCACGCUGGGCAGGCUCCAAGAAGGAGAAGCACGUGCGCUUCGAAGUGAGGGACCGCUUUGCCAUCUUUGCUGGCCCUGACCUGCGCAACAUGGACAACCUGUACACGAGGCUGGAGAGCGCCAAGGGCCUCAAGGAGUUCUUCACCUUCACCGACCUGCGCAUGCGGCUGCUCCGCCCCGCGCUGGGCGGCACCUACGUGCAACGGGAGAAUCUCUACAAGUACUUCUACGCCAUCUCCAACAUAGAAGUCGUCGGCAGGUGCAAAUGCAACCUGCACGCCAACCUGUGCACAGUGCGCGAGGGCAGUCUGCAGUGCGAGUGUGAACACAACACCACGGGCCCCGACUGUGGCAAGUGCAAGAAGAACUUCCGUACACGGGCCUGGCGAGCUGGCUCCUACCUGCCGCUGCCCCAUGGCUCUCCCAAUGCCUGUGCUGCUGCGGGCUCCGCCUUUGGCAGGCAGACCACGCCACCUACUGUUGCCCCCCUUGGUGAUAGCUCCCUCUGGCCCCAGGUGUCCACCAAUGCAGAAGCUGUGCCUAUCUCGGCUGCUGUCCCCUCCCAAGUCAAGGGCUCUACACUUUUCCAGCUCAAGCCCAGAUCUCCUCAAGUGAUACCCAUUGAAGAAUUUCAAGACUGUGAGUGCUACGGCCAUUCCAACCGCUGCAGCUACAUCGACUUCCUGAACGUGGUGACCUGCGUUAGCUGCAAACACAACACUCGAGGCCAGCACUGUCAGCAUUGCCGCCUAGGCUACUACCGCAAUGGCUCUGCGGAGCUGGACGACGAGAAUGUCUGCAUUGAAUGUAACUGCAACCAGAUCGGCUCUGUGCAUGACCGGUGCAACGAGACAGGCUUCUGCGAGUGCCGGGAGGGCGCGGUGGGUCCCAAGUGCGAUGAUUGCCUUCCCACGCACUACUGGCGCCAGGGAUGCUACCCCAACGUAUGCGACGACGACCAGCUGCUCUGCCAAAACGGCGGCACCUGCCUGCAGAACCAGCGCUGCACCUGCCCGCGCGGCUACACCGGCGUACGCUGCGAGCAGCCCCGCUGCGACCUCGCUGACGACGGUGGCCCGGACUGUGAUCGCGUGCCAGGCACCGCCCCGCGCCCCGACACCCUGCUCGGAUGCCUGCUGCUGCUCGGACUCGCCGCCCGCCUGGGCUGCUGAGUCCGCUCUAGGGGUCCGGGAGUCCCGGGCCCGACGGCGACACGGGUGCGGCCGAGCUGCUCCCAGGUGCUACUCGCAGAGUCCUCCAGCCCUCCCUGCUCCGCCCACGCCCACCGGUCCCUUCCGACACUGUCCUUACCGCCAACAGGGGGCGCUGUGGAGCCCUGGCCCGGCGGGCUGCGAUUUUCAGAUUUUUUUUUUUAAUGACCCAACGUCCCUAUAUUUUUCCUUUGUUUCUUUGCUUUCUUCUUCUCCUCAUUCUUCCUCCCCCCCUCUCCCUUUUGCUGGCGGUGAGACAGGGACUGGGGAGAAACGCUGCUCAUCCCAACAUCCGCAGGUUCACACACACACACACACACACACACACACACACACACACACACACCUCUUCCGCACACCCCAGCGCCUGUUUCUGGCUGGCUCCACCAGCCAGCAGACCCGGAACUCCAGUUGCCUACAACUCUAGUCGCUGACUUGAUUCUCUUUUGUAUCUUUUUUCUUUCUUUCUUUUUCUUCUCUCUUUGUUUUUUUGCACUCACCAGACCCCAGGCCCCCAAGGAGGCCUGGAGACAGAGGAACUCACUGUCUGAGGGAUGGGUAGGACAAAGGGCGGAGCAGAAACCUUGUUUUCUAGAGAACUAUUUUGUUUGUAUUCAAGGUCCUUGUGAGGAGGGACUUGGGUGGGAGCUGGUCACCGUGGGUGGCUGAUGGCGUGCAAGCCCACAGUAAAAGGAGUUCACAGCUGCCUCUGCCCUCUUGCUUUCUGUAAUGACAGACACUCCCGAAGGUCUGGAUAAAGAGGGGAACCCACAAAAAAGCCUUAAAGAAACAGUUGCAUACUGGGAGCACUCUUUCCCAAUCUGUCCUCUCCUGG
This is a messenger RNA of Chionomys nivalis (European snow vole), 4215 nucleotides long. RefSeq names its product netrin G2 (gene Ntng2). The transcript is spliced from 11 exons. The record is from RefSeq and is a predicted model, not a curated record. The coding region runs from base 1572 to 3341 and encodes 589 amino acids. NCBI's taxonomy places the organism in Eukaryota, Metazoa, Chordata, Mammalia, Rodentia, Cricetidae.